GGAGAGCAAUGGAGGCCGUGGCCGCCUGAGAGGCGGGUGCGCUGCCGGCGCUGCUGCGGAGGCUGCCGGUGCCGCGGGAGCGCCGCGGGCAUUGCAUUGGCGCCCGCCGCCCGCGCGGGAUCGCCGUCGCCAUCUAGCCACUUUCCCAGCCCCGGCUCCCGGCCGGGACGUCAGUUCACAAGAGCAGUGAUUCCCAGGCUUUCUCAACAAUGUACCCUAUUUCUGGGCACACUUACCACUGGGGAUAAAUUCUUCUUUUUACAAGAAGAAGAAAAUUUUGGAGGAGUGCUAUCUACAAGGACGUGUAGCUGUUCAGAGAGACAAGAAGAAAGGAGGCAAAUUCCAGCCUUUUAAGAAGUUGUUCGGCAAAAGGAAAAAGAAAGGCACGUCGGUGUCCCAGGAGGCGUCUGCGGGGCGCAAGUGCCGCUCUCCCCCAGGUGUCAGCAAUGGGACCUUCUCUUCCGACGAGGAGACCCUGGAGGACAGUCUGAGGUCCUUCAACUAUUCUAUGGGAACCCGGGCAUUUUCCCAUGACAGUAUUUUUAUCCCUGAUGGGGGAGCAGAAAGUGAGCAGACAGUUCAAGCAAUGUCACAGGACAACAUCUUGGGCAAAGUCAAAACUCUUCAGCGACAGUUGGGCAAGAACAUCAGGUUUGGACAGCCGCCACCCGACGCCAUUCCCAUGAAGAAGGCAAACAGUGGCGAGGCUCGCUUCGAAGAGGACCCGUUCCUCACCGGUCCUGUGGAAGUCGCGACUCAGCAAGACCUCAUCCUCUCAGACACCGAGAACAAAUCCAGUGAGACGCCAAGUUCUCCAAGUCCUCUGAAUCGGCCCGGAGCCAGAAGUGAGAUGGAAGAGAAGGUUGCUCCAGCUAAACCAUCCUGGCCCAAGAGGCACCUUUCUUCUGCCGGCACCAUCGAAAGUGUCAACCUGGAUGCCAUCCCCCUGGCCAUCGCUCGACUGGAUAACAGUGCCGCCAAGCACAAACUGUCCAUUAAGCCAAAAAACCAGAGGGUGUCCAGGAAGCACAGGCGACUUGUCGGGGAUCGACAGAACGAGCACGGUGGCCUCCCGCAUCAGCUGUCCCUGGACCAGAACGGACACCCUGGAGAAGACAAGCCAAUCUGGCCUGAAAGGGAGCCAGAGCCGCUGGACUCAGAGGAAGAGAAGCGACGCCAGGAAGAAUACUGGCGAGAACUCGAGGCCAAGUGCAAACGGCAAAAGGCCGAAGCUGCGGAGAGGCGGCGCCUGGAAGAGCAGAGGCUCCAGGCUCUGGAGCGGAGGCUUUGGGAGGAGAACAGAAGGCAGGAACUCUUGGUGGAGGAGGAGGAGGAGGAGGAGGGAGAGGAAAGAGAAAUACAGCUAGAGGCAGAGAAGAGGCAGCGCAAAGAAGAGACGUGGAGCCUGGAAGAGCCGGGCUCCCGGGACCCAGAGCAGAGGGAGGAGGAGGAAGGAGGACUCCCGGAGGCCGAGGAGCCUGUGGGCCUGGAGGAAGAGGAGCAGCACCUGGGGAGAUGCUUGGCGCAGGAGGAGGAGGAGGCUGGGAGCCGGCAGGAGGCCGAGAAGCUGCGGCAGGAGGAGGAGGAGAGAGAGUUGGAGGAACUCCGAAGACUGGAGGAGCAGGGGCAGCGGGCAGCCGAGAGGCAGCGGCUGGAAGAGGAAGAAAGGCAGCGGGAGCUAGAGGAGGAAAAACGGAUGGAGGAGCUCAGGAGGCAGGAGGAACUGGAGGCCCAGAGAUGGCGGGAGGAGGAGGAGGAGGUGAGGAAGAGGGAAGAACUGAAGAAGCGAGAAGACUUGGAGGCCCAGAGGAGGCAGGAAGUGGAGAAGAAGCUUCAGGAAGCACCGAGGGUGGAAGAGGAGAAUCAGCCGCAGCUGGACUACAAAAGCGGCUUGAGGAGCCCAUUUCAGAGCGACUUAGCAGAGAAAGCAGAAGAGCAAGAACACCCGCAACUCGAGAAGCCGAGAGAAAACUCCGAGAAACCGAGUAUCUGGGUGAAGCAGAGCCAAGAGGCCACGGAGACAUCGGGGGAGCAGCCUGGAAAGCAGGGGGAUGUUCCUGGGGAUCGCGGUUGUGGACGGCAGGAAAUGAGGGAAAUAAUCAACAUGCAGCCUCCCCAGAAGCCAGAGGCCCCCCGGGAAGAGAUGCUGGCGCCAGGAGAGAAGGAAGCUGCCGCUCCAGAGACAGACAGAAAGGUGGAGGAACUCAGAUGGCAGGAGGUGGAUGAGCGGCAGACCAUGCCCAGACCUUACACUUUCCAGGUGUCCUCGGGAGGGAAACAAAUUCUCUUCCCCAAAGUCAAUCUGAGCCCGGUGAAGCCCGUGAAAGAUGAGGGGCUCACCUCAGCUCCCCAAGAGCCCAAGGCCCCCAAAGCCAGCCCGGCCUCCCACGCCCUGCCCUCGACCCUGAGCAUCCCCCACACGGCCAUCCUGGUCACCGGAGCCCAGCUCUGCGGCCCGGCCGUCAACCUGAGCCAGAUCAAGGACACUGCCUGCAAGUCUUUCCUGGGCUUGUCAGAAGAAAAGAAGCCGGUGGAUGUCCCGGCCCUGGAGAAUGCAGCCCGAGCCCCCGGGGAACCCCGGGCAGGCAGUGCGAAGACCAGGCCCCCACCGGAGUCUCCAAGCAGCGCGGCUGCGCUCGCUGAAUGGGCUUCCAUUCGCUCCCGAAUCCUGAAGAGCUCAGAGAGUGACCAACGGGGCGAGAGAGAGCAGGCUCGGGCCGGGGAUGAGCUCACGCCCAGGGGCCGGUGUGAUUCCCGGGGAAACCUCCGGAGGACCCCGCCCGUAAAUGCCAAGUUCUCCAUUAAGCCUGCCUGGCAGAAGUUCUCCGAUGGGGGCGGGGAGGGCUCCAGACCCAGCGCGGAAGGGGAGAACAUCAGGAAGAGAUGCGCGCCGGCACCCAGCGAAGAGCCCGUGGCCCAGCCCGCUGCUGCUGAUACUCAAGAGGCCCUGAAAGCUGCAGAGAAACCCAGGGCCCACCAGGAGCCAACGGACACCACAGAGGGGUGCAAGUUUGCCAAAGACCUUCCAUCUUUCCUCGUUCCGGGCCUCCCUUACCCGCCACAGAAAGCAGUGGCCCAGGGGGAGCCCGGGACCACUUCAGACGGCCAGACCGCAGACGGAGCAGGAAAGCCAGAGCCCGCGAUGCCAGCUGGGGAGGAUAAAGCGUCCCUCUUCGGAAUAAAACUGAGAAGGACCAACUACUCCCUGCGCUUCCACUGCGACCAACAAGCAGAACAGAAGAAGAAGAAGAGGCACAGCAGCGCAGAGGACGGUGCCGACGGGGCGCCGGCGGCCCCGGGGAGCGCACACGGAGAGCGGGAGACGGAGGCCGCAGCCCCCAGGCCUGGCCCCUUGCUCCCCGCCGAGAGGAAGCCAGCGCCGGCCCCCUGGAAGGACUCCUCUGAAAGCCCUCCCAGCCUCUCUCCUCCUGCGGCCCAGCCCGGGCCCCCCCUGGCCGGCAGCCAGCCCCCGGCUCCGGAGCAGGACAAGGCAGCCAACAGGUUGCCCCUGGCCCAGAAGCCAGCCCUGGCCCCCAAGCCCGCGGGUCAGACCCCACCAUCCUCCCCGCUCUCCAAGGUGAGCAGGCCCUACUUGGUGGAGUUGCUGACUCGCCGGGUGGGGAGGCCCGAGCCGGAGCCCAGCGAGCGGUGCAAGGAGGGCCGGGACAGCGGCUGGCCGCCCUCGCCCCCGCCGCCUGAGGAGAGAAAGGAGCAGAAGCGGGAGAAGGAGGAAGAGGUGGAAACCGAGAGGAAACCGGCUUCCCCGGCUCCAUCCGCUGGGCAAGAGAAGCCCGCCCCAACGCCGGAGGCGGGGAGGAAAGAAAAGCCGAUGCUUCAGAGCAGACACUCCUUAGAUGGCUCCAAACUUGUGGAGAAGGUUGAGACCGCGCAGCCACUGUGGAUCACGCUGGCGCUGCAGAAACAGAAGGGGUUUCGGGAGCAGCAGGCAACUCGGGAAGAGAGGAAGCAGGCCAGGGAGGCCAAACAGGCAGAGAAGCUCUCCAGAGAGCACGUCAGCGUCACCCCGCAGCCUGGAAGCAGCAGCGUCGGCAGACCUGGCUCCCUGCACAAGCCCGCCGCUCAGCCAGAAGAGAAGAAGCCGGAGACGCCAGUGUCCAGAAUUGAGCGCAGAGAACAGCUCAGAAAGGCCAACACUCUUCCUACAUCAGUGACAGUGGAGAUAUCUGAUUCAGCUCCCCCAGCGCCACUGGUGAAAGAAGUCACAAAGAGGUUCUCCAACCCAGAUGCUGCCCCCGUGUCAACAGAGCCAGCCUGGCUGGCUUUGGCCAAAAGGAAAGCCAAGGCCUGGAGCGACUGUCCGCAGAUUAUUAAGUAAAGAGUGACUCUUACCCAUUCUUAUUGCAGUCAUUGGCUCUUCUCUUGCCCUUUUUAUUUAUUUAUUUUUUAUAUGAGGUAAAGAAAACCAAACUAGGGAAAAGAAGCAUGUUUUAUAGGCUCUAAAAUAAUGUUUAGAAACUGAACUGGUGGUGUUCCUUGUAAAGAGUGUAUUUGCACAGCCCUAGGUCCUGGUGCCUUGAGCUCCUCCUAGUUUUGAAGAAAAAAUUCCGUCCGAGGGACCACAUGAAGUAAAAUCUCUCGACUAAGACCUCACAAGAGCCUGCCACACCCAUUCCAUGGCCCUUCCACACACACACCCACACACCAUUCAGAACAUGUCCUUUUGCCAACCUUUGUAAUAUUAAUAGUUUUCUUGAUUCUUUCCUCCAGUUUCUUUUCUCUAAACCAUUUAUUUACCUUGUGCUUGGGGAUUUCUACCCUUUUCUAAAGUCACAGUGAAAGGACAAGAAUGCCCAUUCUCCUGAAUGCAGUCACCGGGAACAGCAGGUGAAAAGUCUGAUUUCCAACUCUGUGCCCGUCUCUGCUUCUCAAGGUUUUGCCCCGACCAGAAACUGUAACAUAGCGAGUCCAUUCACUCUUCUACUGUGUUGUUGAGCUACAGGCCCUGUUACACCAGAACUCUCCUUAGGGACAUGUUAACCAUUUGGCCCAGCUGGCUCCUAGGGAACAUUUUUAUUUAAAUGUUUAAAUAAUAAAUGAUUUUUUUUUUUAAACUACAAAUUCUCUGUCUCUGAGAAUCCCCAUUUAGUGUAGUUGUUCUUAACAAGUUCAGACUCUAUCCCAGACCUACUCAGAGAUUCUGUAAGGAUGGGGCCAGAUUGUGUAUAUUCUGGUAAAAAUUCUUCAGAUAACUUCUGAUAUAUCACAAAGGGUGAGAAGUGUAAGAUACACUGCUUCUAGUGCUACCUACUUUUUAAACCUCCGAAGGAGAGGCUCACUUCACCCAAAGCAGCAAAAGUGAGACAAGAAAAAUAAUAAAGCAACCUCCAAACCAGCCAUUUAUUAUGGAGUACAAGAGGCUACUGACAUUACAUGUCUCUGAAAAUCUUUGAAGUCGCUAGGGAAAGUUAACAGUAAGACAAGGUUUGAAGCCUUUUGUACUAAGGACUUCCUGUGGGGAAUUUCUUUCUUUGCCAUAGCCAAGUAAUUCAUAUUUAGAGUCAAAUGUUCAAUAGCAUUAAAACAUCUCAAGAGUUUUAAGUGGCCUUGUUAUUAUACACAAGAUUUUUUUUAAAAGGUGUGGGGGGAGCUUGGCAAUUUAAAUGCCACAAGUAUUCACUUUUAUUUCCCUAAGUUUGCUUUACAUGAAACCCACAUAUUGCUAGUACGUUACAUUUCUUGAUGUUGACAUAUUCCCUUUUUCUUCGAUUCUGACUUCAAAAUCUUAAUACAGAUCCUUUGCUUAGUGCAGCAGGGGAAGAAUUACACCCUACAAAAACACAUUUUAUUAGUCUUAGUAUCAUUUUCUUUAUGUUUAUGCAAUGACAGUGUGCUGUUAUUCUAUUAUGUACCUUAAAGAAAGGCUGAGGGCAAAGAUAUUUACCAUAUAGAAGGCAUUUUCUUUCUGGAAACCAUGACAGCCUCAUGGUAGUACCUGGCAUGUGUGAAGUGGAUAGUUGUACUUUUGCAAGUUGGAGUUACCACAUAUAGUGGACCUUCAAACUGUUAAGAAUCAAUGGGACGUUAAUUUUCUUAAUGGCUGUGAGACGCUAUUAAUAUUCCACUGCACGUUUUCCACACUGUUCAUUUCUAAAUCAAAUAUGUAGGCAUUUGUUAGCUUCAAUGAUUUCCUCACAAAUAUAACACUUUUUUAAUAUGAAUCUUUCCACUUAGAGCCCUAGAAUUAUAGUGCUACAUUAAUUCUUCUGCAUUGACUUUUUCUUUCACGCUGUCAGCUUUGAAUAAUAAUCACAGUAAUGGCAGAGAACAGGUGAAGAAAUCAGGUCAUUAACAAAGAAUGGUAGAUAAGUCUGUACUGGCUUACCACUGAGCCCAUGCAAAGGAGGAGAAAUACCUCAGUUGAAAAUUUUCCAUCAAAAUCUUUAAAAGAAGAGCAUACUGAGGCGAAGACAGUCAUAGCACUUACUUCCAACAGCUUCUAAAGGCUACAUGUUUAAUACUUCAUGUAAAAAUUACUCCAAAUUUGCACUAAAUACCAAUGAAGUGUUAUUUUUCUUUAGUUACGUUGCAGUCUUUUCUGAUCAACAAACUAUGGGGGAAAUUCUAUAAAGCAUAUGAGAAUUCAAGACUUUUAAAAGGAAUGAAUGAUUGCUAGUUAAAUACACAAGCUUUUUUUUUUUCUUUUUUAAUUUAAACAAACAUACACUUCUGGCAAGAUUAUAGAUGAUUAACCUCUGUUCAUAAGACUUAAAUAUACAAAACUAGAGGUUUUUUGUUUACUUUUUUUUCAAGUGCAAUUGUUUCUUAUACAUGUUACUAUUAAAUUAUCAUUUUAGCCAGUUAUUAGCAAAUUAUAGUAUGUAUUGUCUCUUCUUGUGACGUUUAGUUUUAAUUGCUUAUUUUAAAGCAGAAACAUUAGAAUUACAAGUGUCUUGCAAUAUUUUUAUCAACAAUAAAAUGAAGUAGACUUAACAAUGAAAAUACCUUAGUGUGAUUUUAAUAUUAUUUUGAGAUUUUGGUUGUAUAAAGUUUUAAUGUAAAUGUCCAUUAUUGAAGGAAAAAGACCUUUCAAUAAAAAAUACCCACAAGAUCUUUGGAACUGA
Cervus elaphus (red deer) is the source of this 7082-nucleotide messenger RNA. It is a transcript of the gene CRACD, whose product is annotated as capping protein inhibiting regulator of actin dynamics. The record is from RefSeq and is a predicted model, not a curated record. Lineage: Eukaryota; Metazoa; Chordata; Mammalia; Artiodactyla; Cervidae. Gene Ontology annotation, biological process: maintenance of gastrointestinal epithelium; negative regulation of barbed-end actin filament capping. The transcript is spliced from 11 exons. The coding region runs from base 509 to 4336 and encodes 1275 amino acids.